CACUGCAGCUACGUCUCUGCUGGGACCACACUGGCUCUAGGAAUGCGUGACAGGAUGAGUCUGGUGCUUCCGAGUGUUAAGGACUGCAAGGAGGAAACGCACGAGCACAGUCACUCACACAGCCUUUCCCAGCUGCCUCCUAGCACUGCAGCUCCUGCAGCAGCAUGGGGACCUCCAGGAGCGGGCAGUUGGCAUCCCGGCUCGCACUGUGCUGUGCUGCGUGGGGAAUGGGCCUGGCAGCACCAGAUUAUGAUGAUUACUCUCAGAACAGCACCAGCGAGCAGAUAACAACGGCAGAGAUCACACCAUGCCCCCGAGCCAUCCCCGGCGAAAAGGCCACGAUAGACAACAUGACAUACCUGCUGCUGCACGAGGCUGCUCGCUCCCAGCUGAGCAGUGGGGUCACAGUGCUGCUCAUCCCCUCCCUCUACAGCCUCGUCGUCCUGCUGGGGCUGCCCUCCAACGGGCUGGCCCUCUGGAUUUUGGCUACCAGAACUGAGAAGCUGACCUCCACCAUCUUCCUGAUGAACCUGGCUGCAGCAGACCUGCUGCUCAUAUCCGUGCUGCCUUUCAAGAUAAUCUACUACUUCCUUGGGAACAACUGGCCCUUUGGGGAAGGUCUGUGCCGGGUCAUCACAGCUUUCUUCUAUGGGAACAUGUACUGCUCAGUGCUGCUGCUCACGUGCAUCAGUGUGGACCGGUACCUGGCAGUGGUGCAUCCUUUCUUCUCGCGUUCUUUCCGCACCCCUGCCUUCGCUGCCUGGACCUGUGCUGCUGUCUGGCUCUGCACUGCUGUCCUCACUCUGCCCCUGACUCUGCAGCAGCAGUCGUAUCCCCUGUACAGAGCCGACAUCACUCUGUGCCACGAUGUUCUCCCUAGGCAGGAGGAUGACGGCUAUUACUUCUACUACUUCGUCUGCCUCAUCGCCUGCGCUUUCCUCGCUCCUCUGGUGGUGAUGCUGUUCAGCUACUGCUCAGUGCUGCAAGCCCUCCUGGGCAGUGGGAAGAGGUACUCCCACUCCAUGAAGCUCACCGCUCUCGUGCUGUUCACACUCGUGGCCUUCUACACUCCCAGCAACGUUCUCCUCCUCGUUCAUUACUCCAGCUAUCAGUGCAAGCUGUACGGCAGUUUGUACAUCGGCUACAUGGUGAGCCUGGCCGUCAGCACCUGUAACAGCUGUGCCGACCCCUUUGUCUACUACUACGUGUCGGAAGAUUUCCGGGAGAAGGUGAGGAGCACAUUCUUCAAUUGCAGCAAACCUCCCUCCUUACAAACCUCCAAAGAAACACUUCCUCAGAAAAGCUCCAAGGAGUCACUGGUGUAAGUCUCCAUCCCAGCUCCCUGCCCCACGGCACUCCCAACUGUGGGGAUGGGACAAAGCACUGGGACUUCACGAGUUUCAUCCAGAGCAGUGAGGAGCAGUUCCCAGCAGACAAGUCUCAGGAAGAAAGAACCACGUUCUUCUGUCUGCACAGCUAAGACCAAACAACACGUGAGAUGUGAAGUGCUGAACACAUAUAGAUCUGUGAUUGGAACCCUGCAUGCAACUUCUCAUCUGGUUACACCUGCCACGGAUGCUUCUCUUGUACACCCAGGUCUGCUUUUAAUGCGUGCUGUGAGCUGGCUGCUAUCUGCCUUCUAUUUCAUUUUUCUGGCUUCCUUGCUGUCCUUGAACUCAUAUUCUUUUUACCUAAAACUGAAGGAGAACAGGCACUUGCAUAACCAAAUUUCUAAACAUUUCAAAAAUACCAGGAGGCACUUACAAAAAAGGCACCCAUUGUCUGAACUAAAAUGCUCUGCCCACAGAACACAGAGCACCAGCUUUUCUAGCUAUUACGUUCUUGGCUUAACCAAGAAUCACCACCCCAGUAAAGGCAGCCCACUGUCACAAAUGUAAAAACCCAAUUCCUUCAUCCCUGUUGAUGCUAAUGACCUCUGGUACCCAAAACUUCUUAAGGCCAAGACUGUAUUCUGCCUCUUGAAGGAAAAUAUUAAAAAAGGAAUUGAGAAAACACUCAAGACAUUUUUUUUUCCUUUUUUUCGCUUCAUAUCACACAACCAAGAGCUUUCUUCUAUGAAACAGGUGAUCACACUCAUUGCUCAACACUGGGUAUCCUGCAAACUAUUCAAAACACAGCUCAGCUCUGGGCACAUCCCAACAAGGAGCAAAGCAGAAAAUGGGCAACGAAAUUCCUUAGAGUUCCUGAAUUUGGUGGUUCUAUUGGUACAGCCACAACUGUGAUCUACAACCACAAACAGCCCUACAGCCUACAGUGCGAAUAAAGAGACAGAAAAGAUUGUUUUAAAAUCAGUUUUUAAUAAAAUAUUU
Centrocercus urophasianus (Greater sage-grouse) is the source of this 2330-nucleotide messenger RNA. It is a transcript of the gene F2RL3, whose product is annotated as F2R like thrombin or trypsin receptor 3. The transcript has 2 exons. Gene Ontology annotation, molecular function: thrombin-activated receptor activity. The record is from RefSeq and is a predicted model, not a curated record. NCBI's taxonomy places the organism in Eukaryota, Metazoa, Chordata, Aves, Galliformes, Phasianidae. Bases 165 to 1325 code for a protein of 386 amino acids. Gene Ontology annotation, biological process: blood coagulation; positive regulation of Rho protein signal transduction; phospholipase C-activating G protein-coupled receptor signaling pathway. Gene Ontology annotation, cellular component: membrane.